Molecule: messenger RNA, 1241 nt
Organism: Schistocerca serialis cubense
Lineage: Eukaryota; Metazoa; Arthropoda; Insecta; Orthoptera; Acrididae
Product: putative sodium-dependent multivitamin transporter
Exons: 5
Coding region: 24-527 (167 amino acids)
Source: RefSeq, a predicted model, not a curated record
UGCUCGGCUUCUUCUCGCUCGGCAUGUUCCUGCCCCACGCCAACGAGCCGGGAGCCAUAACGGGCCUUGCCACAGGGCUCGCCUUCUCCAUGUGGGUCGGCUUCGGCGUCCCCCGGCCGGACGCAGUAAGGCUGCCCACGAGGACGGAUGGCUGCGACUUCAACAUAACGGCCACACCGCCGCCGCCCACCCAGGACCCAAGCGAGUACUUCUACCUGUACCGCGUGUCGUACCUGUGGGUUGUCGUGCUGGGAUCCCUGCUGACACUCGUCGUGGGCGCCGUCGCAUCGUGGGUGGCGGGCGUCACCUGCGAGGGGGACCGCAGCGUGCCGCCGCCAGACCCCGACCUCUUCGUGCCGCCAGUCCGGAGGGCGCUGCUCGCGAGGAGAGGGCACAGGUGCUCCAACUCGCUGCAGCUGACACGUGUGGCCGGUGACCUGUCCAAUGGUGUGGGACCAGCUGCAGACACCAAGACCCAAGAGGAGCUGCUCAAUGGCAUAGAUGGCCACCACGUCGCCCCAGUGUGAUGUCGACAGAGUACAGUGGGGACUGCUGUGAGCUGAAAGGUGCUGAUCUGUGGGUUCCCAACCUGAGACAUUCCAGCCUUCUCUACAGAGGCUGCAACAACUUUGUCCAUUUAUUUUCUAGUUUUGUAAAAAAGGAAAAAAUUGUAAACACUCAGUAUUCCUCAGUUUGUAAUAGCUGUGCUUUUUAUUCUCAGUUCUCUUCUGUUCAGCUGAAUUGCUGCAAAUAAUGAAGCACUGCAAAAUCAGUUUUAUAGGUGCAUGAAGCUUCGACAGAAGCAGCCAAAGAGAGUGGGAGAGAUUAUAUGAGGCAGAAAAAUGUUGCUAAAGUUAACUGGUGAUGCAAUGCUGUGCAGUGUAGAAACUUUCACAAAUGUAACAUUUCAGUGGACUUAUUAAAUAUGGGCAAUUGCUUACCUGGUAAACUGUGAGCAAAAGUAUGACAAUAAUUAUUACAAUAUUGGAAAAAGUUCUGACCAGGAAAUCAAUAAUCGUGUGAUGAAGAACAAUACUACAGAAGGGAGGAGGCAUUGGAUGGUGUAAAAAUGGCUGAAUAAUAUUGUUGAAUGGCAUAGAAAAGAUGCCUCCAAAAUAAAACUAGUUGCCUAUAAAAGGUCACAGAUACAAACCAAUCAAAAAAUUUGCACAUGUACGUUUUCCAUCAUAUUUGCUGCACUGUAAUUAUUUUUCUAGAGCACGUUGCACUUUAGAAGAAUC